Messenger RNA from Chinchilla lanigera (long-tailed chinchilla), 1255 nucleotides. RefSeq names its product endosulfine alpha (gene Ensa). The record is from RefSeq and is a predicted model, not a curated record. Bases 126 to 563 code for a protein of 145 amino acids. The transcript has 5 exons. Gene Ontology annotation, molecular function: protein phosphatase inhibitor activity. Lineage: Eukaryota; Metazoa; Chordata; Mammalia; Rodentia; Chinchillidae. Gene Ontology annotation, cellular component: cytoplasm.
CAUUUUAACUGAGCAACCAUAGUGACAGGAGCCGAAGCAGCAGCUCAGGUUGUCCCCGCUCCCCCUCCCCCUUCCCGUCUCCAGUUGACUUCCCGGGCCCCCUAAACUCCAGUCCCGGUCCCGCCAUGUCCCAGAAGCAAGAAGACGAGAACCCUGCGGAGGAGACCGGCGAGGAGAAGCAGGACACACAGGAGAAAGAAGGUAUUCUUCCUGAGAGAGCUGAGGAGGCAAAACUAAAGGCCAAAUAUCCAAGCCUAGGACAAAAGCCUGGAGGCUCCGACUUCCUCAUGAAGAGACUCCAGAAAGGGCAAAAGUACUUCGACUCAGGAGACUACAACAUGGCCAAAGCCAAGAUGAAGAAUAAGCAGCUGCCAAGUGCAGGGCCAGACAAGAACCUGGUGACUGGUGACCACAUCCCCACCCCACAGGACCUGCCCCAGAGGAAGUCCUCCCUCGUCACCAGCAAGCUCGCGGGCUCACAAAUCCUGACCGCCGGCCACUUGACCACUGAAGGUGACUGGCCAGCCCGUUGCUGUGGCGAGAUGAGUGGCCAAGUUGAAUGAUGCUGCCCGGGGCUCUGCCAGAUCCUGAGACGCUGCCCCCCUGGGUCCUGUGCUGGCUCCUGCCCCUCCCUGCUUUUGUAGCCAGGGGUCAGGAGGUGGCUCGGGUGCGGGCUGGAGAGGCAGAAGCCCCUGCCCGUUGGUGUCCCAGCGCGUGGAGCCCCUUGGGCUGAGCACCAAGACCUUGAACCUUUUUUGUUUUACCUUUUUUUCCAAAUAGCUGUUGGGAGAAAUCUCAGUGAAAUCCCAGGGGUGGGGUUGAGAGGGUGGGGUGGGAGAGUCGGGUGAAUAUGAGAUAGGGUUUGGAGAUGAUAAAACAUCCCUGGCUAUCCUCCUCCUUAACCAAGUGGUUGGCGUGGGCUCAGUGGAGGGGAGGAGGCUGAGCAGACUAACGGGUCUAAUUCAGACAAAUGCCUUGUGUGGUUGUGGCUGGAGACCUGGUGUCAGAUAAAAGCAACUGUUGAUCUACAGAUGACAGAUGCAAACAGCUUCUCUGAUUCUGCAGAGCAAGCUGAAAGCUCAGUGUUAAUUAUUCAUUAAACAAAAAAACUGUCCUUGAACUAGAUUUGUUACCGGGGAAAGGGGCACUGAGCGUGGGGGAGAGGAACCAUGAGCGUGGGGAGCCCCACAGAGCCCAGGGACUUUUUCAGUAUUUGAAAUAAAAAAAAAAAAAAGACCCAUGAAAAAACCCAACC